Molecule: messenger RNA, 600 nt
Organism: Aureobasidium namibiae CBS 147.97
Lineage: Eukaryota; Fungi; Ascomycota; Dothideomycetes; Dothideales; Saccotheciaceae
Exons: 1
Coding region: 1-600 (199 amino acids)
Molecular function (GO): peroxiredoxin activity
Source: RefSeq, a predicted model, not a curated record
AUGCGCAUCCCAUACGCACCUACCGAGCCAGCAGCCGAUGCGUCAGAGACAACCAAAGCAGUCUACAGCCGCAUCACGGAACGUAGAAAGCCACGCCCUCUGCUUCCACUGGACCUCGCCCUGCUGCACAACACGGCCAUCGCCGAUGGCUGGAACAGCCUGCUCGGAGCAGUUCGAUCAAAGACAACACUCAACCCUGGCCUGAUGGAGAUGGCUGUGAGCCGCAUUGCGGUGCUCAACAAGGCAACAUUCGAAUGGAACGCGCAUGCUCCGUUAGCGCUUAAAGGAGGACUGCCGCGAGCAUCGCUGGACCUUGUCCGCACUGCAGCAAUUGUGCCUCCGGGCGGCAGAGAAAGGACAAAGGAAGAGCAAGAGACAUUCAGCGACGAGGAAUGGGCAGUGUUGUGCUAUACCGACCAAGUGACCAAGAACGUCGAGGUUGACGACGAAGUGUUUGAUGGACUGAGGAAGUUCUUAGACAACACAGGCAUCAUGGAGAUGACGGCGACGGUGGCAACAUACAACAUGGUCAGCAGAUUCCUCGUGGCCAUGAACGUGGCAGAGAAGAACGGACACGAGAUUGUGAUGCCCGAGCAAUAG